AUUUAUUCAAUGCGAUCAAUACACGAUGAUAUUAUGCAUAUGACACAGCUGGUAUACCUACGUCUGUACACACAGCACUGGAGAGCAUAUCAAUGUUGCAACAGCAAGACAAAUCACCUAAUCUUUGGAGUUUUUGUUUCUUCGAGGAUUGUAUGUAGAGAAAAGACAUUAGUUGACUUGAAUAGUUAUUGUUUAUGUAAUGUACCUAGGUAUAUAUACACACUCACUUACGCCCAUGUGUACGGUGCAUUGCAUACAUAUGUCCUGUCUACCAACAUUCAAUAUUUGCACAUAUGCACAUCAAUUGGCUGCAAACGCUGCCCGCUCAAUUUCAAAGGUACAUCGGUUGGCCUUUCAACUGCCGUGGAUUUGUGUAUCCAUCCACACGCUUAUCAAUUCUACAUAUGUAGGUAUCGGCAUCCCGAUUGUCUCUUCCCCCUUCUUCUCCGCCACCCCGCAGCCCCGUGUCUCAGGAAAACAAGCUUCCAUCCACCUGUCUCGAUCCAAUCCAUGAUUGCUUAUCUUGGAUUGUUACAUCCCCCCACAACAAAGCAAGCACAUCAAUGGCUUUUGAUUGUACCCAGAUGCCCCCGCGUGGCUGAUACAUCCUCCCCCAUCCGUCCACUCCUGCAGCUGAUUACGUGUGCUGUCAUCAAGGGGCACAUACGGAUAGUAGCACUUGAGGCAUGA
This is a messenger RNA of Periconia digitata, 690 nucleotides long. The record is from the annotation of a GenBank genome assembly. NCBI's taxonomy places the organism in Eukaryota, Fungi, Ascomycota, Dothideomycetes, Pleosporales, Periconiaceae.